Molecule: messenger RNA, 686 nt
Organism: Penaeus vannamei (Pacific white shrimp)
Lineage: Eukaryota; Metazoa; Arthropoda; Malacostraca; Decapoda; Penaeidae
Cellular component (GO): extracellular region
Molecular function (GO): peptidase inhibitor activity
Source: RefSeq, a predicted model, not a curated record
CUUCCCCGCAAUUAUUAUUUUACGUCAUUGAGGCCAAUAAAUACGGGUGAAGACUUCUUAUCCCGCCAUGCUUGCGAAGGAAUCGUCUGAACCUCAUUUCACAGUCAUGUCUUCAACUGCAGUUCGAGUGUGCGCUCUCCUUCUCCUCGUGUUGAUGCUGGAAAACUCGUGGGCAAUGGGACCUUUUCCGGGACUACAAAAGAAAGGUUUCUGCCCUCUCCUGCUGUCUGCUCCCAUUGACAGUGACUCGCUGGGCUUUGAAAGAACAGGCUGUAGGGGUGAUUAUGAGUGUGAAGAUGAUCUAAAAUGCUGUCCAGGUGGAGCUUGCUGUCACUUUUCUUGUAUGAAGCCGCUGGAUAGGCUUACGUUUGGAUAGGCCCGCUGGAUAGGCCUACGUUUGGAUAGGCUCUUUGGGUGCUGAAUCAAACUUCUCUCUGGACAUCAAAGCGCGGAUUCCUUCUAUUAUUAUUAUUAUCAUUCUUAUUAUUAAUAGAUACUCGAACCUGUGUUUUUCACCAUUAUAAAGUUGCAAUAACCAAUUCCUAUACUUAUAACUUGUUUUAAUGCCCUACAGAAAAAUAUGUGUAUGAUUUAUAUCUAAGUCUGUCUUGUAUUGCUCAGGUUGCGACUCUGAACUUCAGUUAUGUUUAUUCAUCUAUCUGCCUUUUGAUAAAUCUCAAAGACCA